Molecule: messenger RNA, 1269 nt
Organism: Vitis vinifera (wine grape)
Lineage: Eukaryota; Viridiplantae; Streptophyta; Magnoliopsida; Vitales; Vitaceae
Exons: 1
Coding region: 564-1064 (166 amino acids)
Source: RefSeq, a predicted model, not a curated record
AUUGUAUCCCCAUCUCUUGCUCUUGAUUUGUGUUCAAUGCUUUAGAAUGCGUAGCCAUUAAUGUUGUUUGGGUUCCCAGAAAAUGUUUUCCUUGAGCCCGACUUCUAAGCUAGAAAAGAAACACAUUUGCCCCUAGUAACACUACUAAUGAUGUUACAUAACCUUAGAGAUAUGGAAUCAUCCUUCUAUCUUACACGACUUAAAUACUGAAAAGUCUUGUAGCAUUAAACCUUUGGUAAGGGAGUUUAGGCGAUCAUUUCAAAGAGGUUUUGAUUUUCCUACCACCUUAAAAAAGCAACCCCUGAACCCUACUGUGGCUGAUAGUUCAAAAAGGGUGACACUCAAAUGGCAUUUUGGUAGUUGAGUGAAAACAAAAGCAACCCCUGAACCCUACUGUGGCUGAUAGUUCAAAAAGGGUGACACUGAAAUGGCAUUUUGGUAGUUGAGUGAAAACACAAGGGCAAAUUUAGGGUUUCUCAGCUAUAUCAACACAUCACCUUUCACUCCAGACCACACCUGUCAACAGCCCAAGGCAGAAAGCAACCAAAGGGGGGGGAAGGGAAAUGGCUCUGGUGAGAGAGGAGAUCAAAGCCAAUGCUGAAGUCUACCAUGGAGAUGAGAUCUGUCAAGAGAAAUCAAAGCUUUUGCUCACAGAAGUAGGGCUGCCCAAUGGGCUGCUGCCUUUACAGGACAUUGAGGAAUGUGGGUAUGUGAGGGAAACUGGUUUUGUGUGGCUCAAGCAGAAGAAGAAAACAAUUCACAAGUUCGAAAAGAUUGGCAAGCUUGUAUCCUAUGAACCUGAAAUCACAGCUUACGUUGAACAAAACAAGAUCAAGAAGCUCACUGGUGUGAAGACCAAGGAGCUCUUGCUUUGGAUCACUCUGAGUGAUAUUUAUGUCGAUGAUCCACCAACCGGCAAAAUCACUUUCAAGACUCCUGCAGGCCUGUUCAGGUCUUUUCCAGUGUCGGCUUUUGUGCUUGAAGAUGUCAAGGAUGUGAAGAAAGCCAUGGAUGUGAAGAAAGCUGAGGAAGAGGCUGGAUCAGGGGAAGUGAAGGAGGUGUGAGCUUGGACAAGUUUUUAGCACCGAAUGCUUCAUCUUAGUAUAAUGCUUUCUCUCUUUUGAUGUGUUUUGAUGCUUUUCCCAUUUACUACUACCAGUACCGAAAAAUAAAAUAAAGUUAGAAUUUCAACAAGAGUUUCAAUCAUAUGCAUGGAACGCAGCGCUGAAAGCAACUUCUACCAAGAAUGAAAACUUAUCUUACUUUCAA